AUGAAACUUCGAUGUGCUGUUGCAGUAUUCCUGGUGCUCCUGAGUGUCCUGCAGGUGCAGGCAGUUCUGUGGCCCGAACAGCAUCCUUUGGAGGAGCGGCUUUCCGUCACGAUCUCCGGCACUCUUAAGAAUAUAUUAGCGAAUGCAAUGUCUACAUUUAAAUUCAGUGUCUUUAUUAGCACCGCCUUCGAGAAAAUGGACAGGAAUCGGGUGAACCUGGUGCAUCGGGUCCUGGACCAAAGUCUGCGUCACCCGAAAACUCCAGUGCCCAUUAUCUUGGCAUCCCAAUUGCCCCGCAGGCUGAACACCCCGGCGGCCAUCCAGUUGCUCUUCGUCCAAAAUGCUCAAGAAGCCGUAUCCGCAGCCAGCCAACUGGAGCACAAUAAUCCCUGUAUAAUCGUGCUCCUCCUUUUCCCACCCAAGGAUUCCGAGGCCAGAGUCAUUAUGUCCAGGAUAUUCAGGUACUUCAUGGAGGAGCGGUACAACAUAAACGUCCUGGUCCUGGUGCCCGAUUUGGAGGAGGUGAGAGCCUUCAAUGUCUGGCCUUACACUCCGAAGAGUUGCAUGAACUUGGAGCCCGUGGAGGUCGACAUUAAGGAGGCCGGACUGUUCGAUAUCUUUCCGCGGCGAUUGAAGAACCUGCACGGAUGUCCGUUAAGCGUCAUUGUGUGGGAUAUUCCGCCCUACAUGAAGGUCCACUGGGAUAGAGAGGAUCCCCUGCGAAGGCUGGAGGGAUUGGAUGGCAAGCUAAUACGGCUGAUGGCGGGCAAGAUGAACUUCACGAUCGAGCUGGUGCCCAAUGAGCCGGCGGGCCUGAUCGGUGGCGCCAGCUUCCUGAAUGGAACCCAAACGGGUGCUUACAAAAUGCUCCUGGAGAGGAGGGCCAACCUGACCAUCGGAUGUGCCGCCUGCACGCCGGAGAGAGCCACUUUCCUGGCGGCGACGGGUCCCUACAGCCAAAUGCCGUACGUGCUUGUGAUGCGAGCGAGAGGUGGCUACAGUAUCUACGAGAUAAUGCUCUUCCCCUACGCGGAGUCCACCUGGCUGCUCCUCUUCGUUAUCCUUUGCAUCCACAUCCUCCUCAACAGAUGCUUUCGAAUGCCGUCUCCUGUUUUGGCCGGCUGGCUGCUCUGGACAUUCAUCGUUCGCGCGAGCUACGAGGCCUCCGUGUUCAACUUCAUCCACAACUCGCCGGUGAAGCCAUCGCCGCGCACCUUGCAGAGCACUCUGGACAAUGGCUACCAGUUCAUCACCGAUCACGCCACCUACCGGAUGACCUUGAAGCUGCCUUCGUUCACGGGUAGGACCACCAUAUCGCCGGGCCAACCGGUGGACGUGUUCGAUGCCCUGUUGAAGUCUCCCUGGGGAACGGCGGCCUUCACCAGCCGCGCCUUCCUCGCCGAUCACCUGGUGAAGCAUCGGGAGCACCGCAAUCGGCUGGUCAUCCUGGCGGAGAAGAUCCUGGACAACAUGCUGUGCAUCUACUUCCCGCACGGCUCCUACUUCGCCUGGGAGUUCAACAUGCCGCUCUUCAACCUGCGCAGCUUCGGGAUAUUCCAGCACCACGCGGAGGUUCUGGCCUGGAAGAGCAUGCCCACCACCACGGACUCCACCGACAAGUCGGUCCACUCCUCGGACUUGGACAAGGGAUUCGCCGAGUCCAUGGGCUUCGUCCUGGCCGCCUUCAAUUGCCUGAUGGCCGCCCUCGGCCUCUCCAUCGGCGUCUUCCUCCUCGAGUUGCUCAGUCGGAGGCGCCGCUGGUCGAGAUUAGCAUAUGUCAUGGAGAGGCUUUAA
Molecule: messenger RNA, 1794 nt
Organism: Drosophila ficusphila
Lineage: Eukaryota; Metazoa; Arthropoda; Insecta; Diptera; Drosophilidae
Gene: Ir7d
Exons: 2
Coding region: 1-1794 (597 amino acids)
Source: RefSeq, a predicted model, not a curated record